CACCCAUCCAAAGAGGGUGGUUUGGGUGGGAGAGGCCAGGACAGGGAGGGCAGUCACGCUUUUGCUCAGAAUCCCUGGAAUGUUUAUACCAAGAGGUGGGAGAUUGAGAGGCCCUAUCUCUUCGACAAACUCCUUUGCAGCAGGUUCCCCCUUUAUGUAGAAGAUGCAUCAAGGGGCUGUUAUGCCUUGCCUCCUUGCUUGCUUUUUUCUGCUUGCCCAAGCAUUGACGGUCAAACCAAAAGAAAAGGCAGAUCCUGAAAUGCAGAGAGACAUGACAGCCUUUUUGCAGAUAGUUAAUCAGAACAUUUGGGAAGAAAACAUCAACUUGACCACUUUGUCCUGUGAGGAUAUGAAGACACAGCUGUGGACCACCUUGAGGCUCAAAAAUGAAGGCCUAACUAAUUUCCCUGCCUGUCUACCUGAACAUUUGGAGCAUCUGGAUCUGAGCAUCAAUCUUUUGCCUGAAUUCCACAGCCGGGAUGUGGCUUACCUGCCCAUGUUGCAGGUCCUGUAUCUGAGGCAGAAUGGCAUUCAACAAGUGGUGUGGGAGGCUGGGAGCCUCAGCAACCUCCACUUCCUGGACCUGAGCUUCAACCAGUUGUCCUCGCUGCCAGAAUGUAAUUCCUUCACUAUGGAAAAUCUCAAAUGGCUCUCUCUGGCUGGGAACCCUAUUGCAGAAAUCAAACCCUUUGCUUUCUCCUGCUAUCCUCAGUUGAAUUUCGUAAACCUGUCUUCCACUUGGCUGGGAAAGGAUGGCCAACAAGGAAUCGGAGAAUCUGCCUUUGCAAUCCGCUUAUUGCAUGUUGGAGACUCCAACAGUAAAGCUGAAAGUGCUAUCAAUGUGCUGGACCUCAGCAUGACGUUUUUGGAGAGAAUUCAGGAGGACUGGAUCAAAGAUCUACCUAGACUCUCUUCCCUCUAUCUAACAAAUAUGAGGAGGCUGAGAAGCCUUGAGGCCACUAUUUUCCAACACGUGCUGCAUCUGAAAGAACUGGACUGUCAAAACUCUCCUGCACUAAGUUUGGUGGAAACAGAAUCUUUUAGACAUACACCUCACCUGGCUUUCCUCCUGCUCCAAAAUUGUAACUUGAGUUCUUUGCAUGAGUGGGACCUUAGCUCAUCAAGCAACCUUGUGAUUAACCUCUAUGGAAACCCUUUGACCUGCCAUUGUGAGAUUUCCUGGCUAAUUGCCAGGCGAGACAAAAUAGUUCUGCAGAGGGAAUCGGAAACUGUGUGCUACACAGCAGCAGAAACCAAAUCAGCAUCCUUAUCUGAAUCUAAACCGCUGGCUAACUUGUAUGAGGACUGUCAAGAGAAAGAGACUGCCCAUUCUACUCCACUGUCUACUCAAGGCAACACUUACAGCACAUCUCUCACCAUCACCUUAGACACAUUGCAAGAUACCAGUGCAUUGCCCCAUGAAUGGCACAGCCUUUCUUUUGCCCCAGAGAGCACUCCUGUGAGCCGUGGGGACACAUCUCAUGUGACUUUGGAAGAUACAGCAAAGCAGGGUUCAACAAAGACAGACGUUCUUGCCUACAAAGAGGAAAUUAUCCAUGGAUCUACAGACAUGUCACUCAUCGUAACAGCUCCUGCCACAACUUCAUCAGCAAAACUGGGACAACACACCACUGAGCAAAGCUUAGUAGACACAGUUGAGAUAGGUAAAAGGAAACAGGAUGCCACAAUGGUUAAUUCUAUUGUCCAGUUGGAAGGAACACAGCGCCACAUUGUUCUUCAGAGUCCAACAACAGAACCCACAGAACAGGAAGGUUUAUUUUCUCCUUAUAGUACAGCACCCUCAGAUCAAACCAUGCCACCAUGGCAAAUUCCCACCAAGACAAGCGCCCAGCCAAAUCUUGCCAUUAUUGACAAUACAAAUUAUUAUGCGGAUGACUAUGAUUAUGAAAAAGAAAGGAAAGAAUAUGUGACAAAUACACUUGGGCCUUGUGACUAUGAUCCUUGCAGGCACCUCCAGAAACCUUGCAUUGAACUCCAAGAAUUGUCUCCUUGCCUGUGCCCAGGCAUAUCUGAUGAAUUCACCAUCCCAGAUCCACCAAGGCUCUGGGACGUAACCGAAAUCAGGGACACCUCUGUGGAGAUCCACUGGUGUGCUCCAUAUUCAUCAGUAAGAUUCUACCAGCUCGCCUAUCGUCUUCAAGGCAGUACGAAGAAUCACACCAUUUCUGGAGAGAUUUAUACAACAGCCAGGCAGUAUACCCUUUAUAACCUCCUGCCGGCCUCAACCUAUCGGGUAUGUAUCAUUGCUUCGAACAAAGCCGGCCCAAGUACAACAACAGACGGAAAUGGUCAGAGUGCUCCUUGCGGUACCUUUUCGACCAAGUCCAGCUACAAAUCUGUCUUUGCUGCCUUGGGUGUAACAAGCGGAGUCUUUCUCCUUGCCACCAUAAUGUUGUCUGUGUGUCUCUAUAGGAAAUGGAGAGCUCCCCGCCUUGAGCAAUAUAACAUGAAUUUAGUCUCAUAUAAAAAUCCUGCUUUUGAUUACUCCUUAAAAUAAGAAAGACAGAGAGGAUGUUAUGAACUUGUCACAAAGAGAUAGUCUUCUCACUGUUCUCAUCCUCC
Anolis sagrei ordinatus is the source of this 2583-nucleotide messenger RNA. RefSeq names its product leucine rich repeat neuronal 4 (gene LRRN4). Lineage: Eukaryota; Metazoa; Chordata; Lepidosauria; Squamata; Anolidae. The record is from RefSeq and is a predicted model, not a curated record. Gene Ontology annotation, cellular component: extracellular matrix. Gene Ontology annotation, molecular function: protein binding.